AUGGACAUCCACAAGGAUACUAUCCAUAGCAUCGAGACUGACUUCAGCCAAAAGAAAAUUGUUACGUCGUGCUCCGAUGGAAUUGUACGUGUCUUUUCGAAGGGCACUGCAGACUCUCCUCACAACCUGGCUCUGGAGAUGGAGCUGAAUGGAAACUCGGGCCCGGCAACAAAAGCGAUUUUUCUAAAUCAAGGUGAGUUUAUUGCAUCAUCUUACUUCAGCGGGAAGGUCAUUGUUUGGAAGUAUGAGAACGGGAAGUUCAACAAGAAGUAUGAAAAGCAGCUUCUUAAUGGAUCGGUAAACGACAUUUCGGGAAGAUGGAACGGAGGCUCGUUUACCUUGUUCUGUGGGUGUUCGGAUGGAAAUGUAAGGGUCCUAGCAGUUGAUUCCUCCUUUGGCGUAACAGAGUCAGAGAUCUUCAGCCACCGGUUUGGGGUUUCAUGUGUCAGUGCUACGGAAAACGGGUUUGUAAGUGGAGGAAUGGAUUACUCUGUGGCAGUGUGGGAAGGAAGCGAAGAGGUUGCACGGUUUAGGGAUCAUAAGGGAUUUGUAAGAGAUGUUUCUGUCUGCCCGCCGAAUUCCUUCAAGCUGUUUUGCAUGGCAAGCUGUUCUGAAGACGGCACUGUAAUGAUCUACACUAGAAAUGAAGGAGAAUACAAAUUGCAGAAGAUUGUCCUGGAUGAGCCAUGCUAUAGCCUUUCCUGGAGCUUUUCUGGAUUUAGUCUCAGUGUUGGAUAUGGAGACUCCCGAUUCAAGUGUUUUGUGCCCGACAGUAGUGGAGAGUUCAAAGAAGUGGGUCUCAAGAAGAUUGAGAGUUGA
This is a messenger RNA of Encephalitozoon intestinalis ATCC 50506, 819 nucleotides long. RefSeq names its product protein transport Sec13-like protein. Lineage: Eukaryota; Fungi; Microsporidia; Unikaryonidae. Gene Ontology annotation, cellular component: COPII vesicle coat; nuclear pore outer ring. The coding region runs from base 1 to 819 and encodes 272 amino acids. The record is from RefSeq and is a predicted model, not a curated record. Gene Ontology annotation, biological process: COPII-coated vesicle budding; protein import into nucleus. The transcript has a single exon. Gene Ontology annotation, molecular function: structural molecule activity; protein binding.